CGAUAUAUCGAAAUAUAUCGCGUAGUAAAUCGAUACUGUAAUUUUCUUGCCUGCAAUGUGCCCAGCUGGCAAUUGUCAAAUACGUUUAAGAAAUAAGUUCAAAUAAUAAAUAGUGUUUAAUUAUGGAGGGUGAUCGUACAAAAAACACUGAUUCGCAGUUUAUUUCGUUCCAUGAUUUCUCUACGAUGAAUCAACAAAGCAACGUUGGUCAAGCACAACUUGACAUUGGUGCUUCCACUCAUCAAAAUUUUAAUAAUUUACCUAAUGAUUCUACAGGAAUCGGUAUUCUUGAAGAUCUAGAAGGCAUCCCCAACAGAAAUGAAGUGGAUCAAUCCCAAUACAGUUUUUGGACUUUAGAAUACUAUCAAAAGUUUUUUAAUGUUAAUACAAAAGAUGUAAUAGAGCGUAUCAAAAGAUCAAUGUUUCCGCAUAGUACAGAAAAUUAUUUGGUUACGCACAUUAGACCCAAUCCAGACUUAUAUGGUCCAUUUUGGAUAUGUGUUACUUUAGUAUUUUCUGUUGCAAUAAGCGGUAAUAUGGCUAACUAUUUACAAACAGCCAGUUCUAGUCAUUAUCAUUGGAGAUAUGACUUCCAUGUAAUCUCCUAUGCUGCUACUUCGAUAUUCUUAUAUGCUUGGUUAUUACCGCUUGCAUUAUGGGGCGCAUUGAAGUGGACAACGAGUACAAGGAAUACAGAAGAAGAAUUGAUAGAAUCAUACGCAUCUCCAGGGCUUUUGGAGCUCAUAUGUCUUUAUGGAUAUUCUUUGGCCAUCUACAUUCCAGUUGCAUUCUUGUGGACGAUACAGAUCGGUUGGUUACAAUGGAUUUUAGUAAUAGUUGCCACUUUUAUGUCGGGUGGUGUUUUACUUCGUUCAUUGUAUCCAGUUAUAUCAGGAAAGCAUAGAAUCAUAUACAUCACCAUUAUCCUUGGUAUGCAUCUUCUUCUGGCGACAGGCUUUAUGAUAUGUUUCUUUCACGUGCCAUCUAAAACCUCGCCGCAACACCCUAUAGAAAUCUUAUCUUCCACGUUACCGUCUACAGGAAAAAUGCAGAUAUUGAUGGAAAAGAUAGUGUCUAAUGCGACGGAAAAUACAUUGCAUGUGAAAAACAAACUUUUACAUCUUUCGCAGUCUACCACUGUAGCGCAGGUCACGUAAAAAUUCGUAUUUAGUAGAUUUGUGCUAGAAAGCGGGUAUUGUAUAAAUAUGAUGGACAUUGUAUGUAUGGUGUUUGUGUUACUAGGACGCAACCUUGCACGCGUAAAACCACGGCGAAAUAUACCCGCAUGCAAUGUGUUAAAAUUUAAAGAAUUUUGCGAGACGAUGAUCCGUUUAUAAACAUAAGUAUAAUAAACGUAUUCGAAUGAAUCGUACAAAUCGCACAUCAUAUUAAAGAAAAUUUACAAAAAAUUAUAAAAUUUUAUGUUUUUAGAGAAAGAAAAGAUAGAUCUUGUUUGUACUAUACUUUUAAAAAUCAGUUAUACAAAUAAUGAAGUAUAAAAAAAAAAGACAAUUAAGAAGCUAAACUCCAGAAUUCCUUAUACCAUAUUAAUAAUUGUUUUGAUACGACAAAGUAUUUACCCUUUUUCGUAAUAAGUAUUUCUAUAUAUAUAUACAUACACCCACACAUAGACACACGCAUAUAUAUAUAUAUUUAAUGUUUAGGAAAAAAAAGUGAAUA
This is a messenger RNA of Polistes canadensis, 1680 nucleotides long. Its product is annotated as protein YIPF1. The record is from RefSeq and is a predicted model, not a curated record. Gene Ontology annotation, biological process: vesicle-mediated transport. Gene Ontology annotation, cellular component: membrane; Golgi apparatus. The transcript is spliced from 4 exons. NCBI's taxonomy places the organism in Eukaryota, Metazoa, Arthropoda, Insecta, Hymenoptera, Vespidae. The coding region runs from base 123 to 1157 and encodes 344 amino acids. Gene Ontology annotation, molecular function: small GTPase binding.